AAAUUCAUAUUACGCGUCGUGUAAUCUCGUCAUGAUUUCCACACUGUAUUUAUUUUAGAUCUGGGGAGCCAAGGGAAGAUGCGGGUUACUAUAGGAAUACUGCUGGCCCUCAGUGCUUUGGCACUCGGAAAGAUAGAGAAGUUGCGCAUGCCCAGAGAUCUAUGUAGGCAAUACACAAACGUUGGGAAACAAUACAAAGCGAAAGGGAACACCAAAACACAGCAAGAAAUACAAGAUCUAGCUCUUAAACAAUAUCUUUGGACUACUGAAACAAAUCGACCACACAAUCGUAUUCCGGACUCCACUACCAAAUGGAUUGAAAGUAUAGACAGAGAAAUCUACAACGUAGCUAGUCAAGGCAGAAAAAAGAGACAGGCAGGCUGGUAUCGCGGGGAACGCAAGGAAAUCCGAAUGCUGAGUGACGGAGAAAGACAGGAAGUUUUCAAUUGCUUACAAACACUUAAAGAUACAACGACAAUACAACCUAACGUAUACGAUGCUAUUGCUAGCAUUCACCAAGGGGCCAGUAUUCCAGCUGCCCACUUUGGUUGUGGCUUCCCGGGGUUCCAUAGAAUUUACCUUCUCAGAUUAGAGUGGGCGAUGAGGCGAUACUGUAGUCGUACAAUAACCAUUCCAUACUGGGCAACCAAUCUGGAUGAAAAACUCAGCGACAUUGCCCUCUCAUCAAUAUGGUCACCCGAGUUCUUCGGAAAUGUUUUUAAUUUUGUAGAGGAAGGACCAUUUGCCAACUGGACUGAUAGCUCCGGAAGAAGAUUAACUCGUAAUAUGAACGUAGCUGGGUCCCUUAUAAGUGAUGACGACAUUGAACGAUUGGUAGAAGGAAAUAAUCAUUAUCAUGAUAUAUUUCAACACCCAGAAAAUAGAAAUCUAGAUAAUACAUUAGAAACAAUACACGUUGGGCCCCAUGCGUUUGUAGGAGGAACAUUUAAUCUGUUGAAUCGCGCAGCAUAUGACCCGAUUUUCUUUUUCUACCAUGCAUUUGUAGACUACUUAUUUGAAAAGGCUAGAGAAAGCUUCAGACGGCGAGGAUUUAACCCUGCUACUGACUACCCAUCAUGCAGAGGUGUUCACGAUUCACAGGCCCCAAUGGCCAAUUUUACGUUUUUCAGAAACAUCGACGGAUUAAACGACAUCUGGACAAAUCAGUACUUCUAUUAUGCCGAUAUCCCAACUUGUUCAGCACGAAAUCGAGACUGUGGGUCACGGCAUCUAACGUGCGUGAACAGAAGAGGACAAUGGGGAUGUCAACCUACCAGAACUAACUACAUUUUCGAUGUGUCACCAGAGGUGCGUAUGGCAUCUGCAGCACUAGAUCAGCAACUUCCCGGACAGCGGUUCCUAGAUACGAGAAAUACUAGCAGCACUGGAUUAGUUGGAGUACCAGAUCCAAUUGCACCAAAUAUUCACCAUAAUCCUUGGAAUCCAGGUCAACCAAAUGUCGAACCACCUGCUUCUGUUCCUGGGCCAUCUGUUGGUAGCCCAAAUACAGAUCCUCAAAUUGGAACCGGUGUUGCUUCACCGCUUGGAACUGGCAGCAACACAAUAAUUCAGUUACCACAAACAGACCCUGUUCCAGGACCAACUGGACUUGCCCAAACACCGAGUAAUCCCAGUGUCCCUAGCCCAGUACAAAAUGGAGCCGGUUUGUCUCAUUUUGGAAAUCAUAUGGUUCAUUCAAUACCGGUACAGCCGAAAUCUCCACAAGGAAAUUUGUAUACUGGCGUUCAUUCAGCGUUUAAUCCAUUUGAGCAAAAGCCAACCCAUAGCACAAGUAAUGUUGGCGGAAUGGAAUUACCCGUGAUUGGCAAUGUUGGUGGGAUGGAGCUGCCAGUUCUAGGUGCAGCAAAUAAUGUAAAUCCAUUUGAACCAAAAGGCCUUAGUCCACCAAAAUCUGGCCCGGAAAUAAUUCACAACCUGAAAUCACAAACCGUUACACAGCAACCACCUGUAGUUGUCAAUCCGGCACCAGCUAAUCAUGGAAGCGUUGGAAUAGGACCACAACCAAAUCCAUACACACCACCUCCCAAACCAUCAACCAUAGCACCCCAGCCGCCAAAACCACAGGCUCCUUCCAUCAUCUCCAAUAUGAAUCUCCCUGGAAAUAAUCAAGGUUCAGCUGCCGGAAAUUUCUUCAGCUGGCGACAACAACAACAGAAUUCAUUUAGCAUAAAAAGACAAAAACGUAGUGUACAAAACAAGUGGCCUUCUCCGUUGGAAACUGAAUGCAAUUCAUGGAUACACCAAAUGGCAUAUCCAAUACAAAAUUCAUUUGAAAUUGAUGGUGUUGCAGAUUCCUCCAAAUGGCUCUACGUGCCAGUCUCCGUUAAAGUGGUAAGAUCACCCAAUCGUACGUAUGAAAUAUAUGGAUAUAGAAAAGGUGCUAAUUCCAUGUAUGAUAUUUAUGAUCCACAACAAUCUAGACAAUUUCAAAGAAGAGUGAGCACUCACGCGAUGCCGCAGAGAAAGCAUUCAUCAAUAAGCGGCUCAGGUGCCUCCCAAAUCUACCUAAAGUCGGACGGCUUAUCUUACGAAGCAUCAUACGUGGACUACGUCGUUGUUGAUGAACGCUUGCCAAUAUCGGAGUAUACAGGUUUUGUAGCGAUAAAGAACCCGGACUUUGGAAGAUCAGACACGCAUAUCUCAGUAUUUGACUCGUUAGGAGAGAUAUGUAAACCAAGAUGUGCUACCUCUAGAUCGAGGUCCAACCCUAAGUAUCGCCCCUGUUCUGGAGUAAUUCGAGCAGAUACAUCCUCUCCAGAUAUGGCUUUCAAAAGCAUUCCCGAAGCCAUGUUGUCCAUGUAUACCAUCAAAGACCCAUAUCCUCCUCGCAUGUACAGACCACCAUAUCUUGAAUUCCUUUGUGAAAACACAAACACUUUUUACUGGGAAGGAUGUGAGAAUGACAGAUAUCAAUAGAGAGAAAAAACAAAGACUGGAACUUUUACAUCAAUAAUUUAUAACGUAAAUAUCGUAUCUGGUGAUUGUAAUUGGAUAUACUCUUGGAAAUUUAAAUCAUGAUAAUUUGAGAUAUCACCAUAUGUUUGACAGUCUGUUUCUGUCUUGAACUAAACAUGUCACAUGAUCAGUUACGUAGGCAAGAAGAGUAUCUCCGUUCUUGUGUUGCAUUGACAGGCGGUCUUCGGAGGAAUUUUGUAUGCAUUUGUCGUAAAAUGACAAAUAGGGUGCUGUUGUACAUAUGUAAUUGCAAUAAACUAACGUAAACUGUG
Molecule: messenger RNA, 3248 nt
Organism: Ostrea edulis (European flat oyster)
Lineage: Eukaryota; Metazoa; Mollusca; Bivalvia; Ostreida; Ostreidae
Exons: 4
Coding region: 79-2937 (952 amino acids)
Molecular function (GO): oxidoreductase activity
Source: RefSeq, a predicted model, not a curated record